Messenger RNA from Ananas comosus (pineapple), 594 nucleotides. RefSeq names its product biogenesis of lysosome-related organelles complex 1 subunit 1. Lineage: Eukaryota; Viridiplantae; Streptophyta; Magnoliopsida; Poales; Bromeliaceae. Gene Ontology annotation, biological process: endosomal transport. Gene Ontology annotation, cellular component: BLOC-1 complex. The record is from RefSeq and is a predicted model, not a curated record. The coding region runs from base 39 to 434 and encodes 131 amino acids. The transcript is spliced from 3 exons.
UCUCUCUCUCUCUCUCUCUCUCUCUCUUCCUUUGAGAGAUGGAGAGGGCGAGGGUGGAGGGUGGAGGCUUGGAAUCGUCGCUUCUCCAAAUCGUUCAUGAGCACCAACACAGAGCCCUUCGAAUCAGAGAUCAAACGGAUAAAGCAAAGAAGGAAGCUUUAAAAAAUGCUUUCCGUGUUUCCGAUCUUCUGGUCAACGUAGUUAAUGGUGGAGUCGAGGAGACAUUCAUAAAUGAGAAGCGUAUUGAACUUGAAAUUCGUGCUUUACUUGGUACUAUCAUGAGAUAUAAGAAGCAGAUGGAUCAAUGGCUUGCUGCUUCUCAUGCAGUUAAUUCCGUUUUGAAGGAGAUUGGAGACUUUGAGAACUGGAUGAAGAUUAUGGACUUUGAUUGUAAAAGCAUCAAUGCUGCAAUCCACAAUAUUCAUCAGAUGUGAGUGCAUGAGCCCUAAUCUACAAAAACACUACAUGUAUAAUAAUCGACGACGUUAAGAAUAUUUCCUCAUUUUGUUCUUCUUUCUUCUCACAUAUGAAUUGGAAUCGUGUUGUAAAGAACUUUCUCGUUGAAAAGAUUUCUUCUUUUUUCUUGUAUUGUUA